AUGGAGAAGAAACAAGGGUUUUUCUCAUCACUCAGAGAUGAAGUUAAGCGAGGUCUUUCACCUUCUCGUUCCAGACCACGUUCUCGUUCCUCUAGUCCAACCCGCACAAACCCACACAUGAAAGCUCUUCUCUGGGGUCGUAACAAACUAAUCUCCGUUUCCAGCGGUGGCGGCUCCAGCGCCGCCGGUUAUUACUUAUCGCAACCGGAGACGUUAAUCGGAAGAUCCAGUAGUUUAAGACCUGUAAUGGAAGGUCCUGAUCCAGACGAUGAUGGAGGAGGAAGUAGAGGUGAGAUUUCAAAGGAUUCGAAACGAAUCGGGUCGGGUUUAGGUCAUUGGGUAAUGGGUCAAUUGUCACGUGCUCCGUCCGUGACUACUUCUACGGCGGCUUAUCGGAGGUCCGAUUUAAGACUUCUCCUCGGCGUUAUGGGAGCUCCUCUCGCACCUAUUCAUCUUCUUCACCUCACCACCACCACCAUCAAAGAUAACUCAAUCGAAACAUCAUCGGCACAGUAUAUUCUGCAGCAGUACAAGGCGGCUUGUGGUGGUCAGAAGUUACAAAACUCUAUUAAAAACGCUUAUGCUAUGGGUAAACUAAAGAUGAUAACUUCAGAGCUUGAAACUCCAACAAGAACAGUUCGAAAUCGGAACUUGACAAAGUCGGAAACUGGAGGUUUCGUUCUUUGGCAGAUGAAUCCAGACAUGUGGUAUGUUGAGCUCUCUGUUGGUGGUAGUAAGGUCCGUGCUGGAUGUAAUGGGAAGCUUGUUUGGCGACAUACUCCUUGGCUUGGUUCUCAUACUGCUAAAGGACCGGUCAGGCCUCUUCGUCGUGCGCUUCAGGGACUUGAUCCGAGAACUACUGCUGCUAUGUUUGCUCAAGCGAAGUGCGUUGGAGAGAAGAAAGUGAAUGGUGAAGAUUGUUUCAUUUUGAAGCUGUGUACUGACCCUGAAACGUUAAAGGCGAGGAGUGAAGGACCAGCAGAGAUUGUAAGACACAUUCUUUUCGGUUACUUCAGUCAAAGAACAGGACUUUUAGUUCAAAUCGAGGAUUCGCAGUUGACACGGAUUCAAUCCAACGGUGGUGCUGAUACUGUUUAUUGGGAAACCACGAUCAACUCGUCUCUAGAAGAUUACAGACAAGUCGAAGGAAUCAUGAUUGCUCACUCUGGACGCUCUGUUGUUACCCUUUUCAGAUUUGGAGAAGUCGCGAUGAGCCACACUAGGACAAAGAUGGAGGAAAAAUGGACCAUUGAAGAAGUCGCUUUCAAUGUUCCCGGUCUGUCUCUGGACUGCUUUAUCCCACCUGCUGAUCUUAGGUCUGGUUCUUUAGCCGAGGCUAGUGUUUACCCUGCACAAGAUGAGAAAGGGAAGAGCUCGAUCGCAUUGGCUGCAACAGCUCAUAGAGCUAAAGUUGCAGCGUUGGAGAAAGGAAGGUUUGACGAUAACCCGGUAUGGCAUAUCGAUGUCUGA
Messenger RNA from Arabis nemorensis, 1470 nucleotides. The record is from the annotation of a GenBank genome assembly. Lineage: Eukaryota; Viridiplantae; Streptophyta; Magnoliopsida; Brassicales; Brassicaceae.